Molecule: messenger RNA, 1893 nt
Organism: Anolis sagrei ordinatus
Lineage: Eukaryota; Metazoa; Chordata; Lepidosauria; Squamata; Anolidae
Gene: ISYNA1
Product: inositol-3-phosphate synthase 1
Biological process (GO): inositol biosynthetic process; phospholipid biosynthetic process
Cellular component (GO): cytoplasm
Molecular function (GO): inositol-3-phosphate synthase activity
Source: RefSeq, a predicted model, not a curated record
AGGGAGGCCUUCGGAGGCUGAGGCUGAUUCGAAGACUGCUCACAAAGAGGAAAGACUUCGUGGCAAGGGCUUCAAAACCCAGAGUCCAUGGCUGCACCGUUCGUGGUGGAAAGCCCGGACGUCAGGUACACCCCGGACGUGAUCGAGGCCAGGUACGACUACCAGGCGGUCCAGGUGUGCCAAGAGGAUGGCGUCACCAAGGUCACACCGUCCUCCACCCGGCUGCUCUUCCGCACCGAGAGGCACGUCCCCAAGCUUGGCGUGAUGCUGGUCGGCUGGGGAGGCAACAACGGGACCACAGUGACGGCCGCGGUGCUGGCCAACAAGCUAGGCCUCACCUGGAUGACCAAGUCCGGCCCCAAGCGCGCCAACUACUACGGCUCCCUCCUGCAAUCCUCCACUGUCUGCUUGGGCAACGGCCCCGGGGGUGAAGUCUACAUCCCUUUCCGCGACCUGCUCCCUAUGGUGCACCCCAACGACAUCGUCUUCGACGGGUGGGACAUCUCCGGCAUGAACCUGGCCGAGGCCAUGCGCAGGGCCCAGGUCUUGGACUGGCCUUUGCAGGAGCAGCUCCGGCCGCACAUGGAAAGCAUGCGGCCCCGGCCCUCCAUCUAUAUCCCAGAGUUCAUUGCAGCCAACCAGCAAGAGCGGGCCGACAACGUGCUGAUGGGGACGAAAGCAGAGCAGGUUGCCCGAAUCCGCCGUGACAUCCGCGACUUCAGGAACACUAGUGGGGUGGACAAGGUCAUCGUCCUCUGGACAGCCAACACCGAACGUUUCUGUGAAGUCCGGACUGGGCUGAAUGACACGGCCGAAAACCUCUUGAGAGCCAUUGAGUCCGGCUUGGAGGUCUCUCCUUCCACCCUCUUUGCUGUGGCCAGCAUUUUGGAGGGUUGUCCCUACAUCAAUGGGUCUCCCCAAAACACCUUUGUGCCCGGCGCCAUCGAACUCGCUGUCCAGCGCCAGGUCUUCAUCGCCGGCGACGACUUCAAAUCCGGGCAGACGAAGCUCAAGUCUGUGCUGGUGGAUUUCCUCGUCAGUUCGGGGAUCAAGCCAGUCUCGAUCGUGAGCUACAACCACUUGGGCAACAAUGACGGGCGCAAUCUCUCGGCCCCGGCCCAGUUCCGCUCCAAGGAGGUCUCCAAGUCUAACGUGGUGGAUGACAUGGUGGACCUGAACCCAGUGCUCUACGGCCCGGGCGAGCGGCCCGACCACUGUGUGGUGAUCAAGUACGUGCCCUACGUUGGCGACAGCAAGCGGGCGCUAGAUGAGUACACCUCCGAGAUUGCCCUGGGCGGCACCAACACCAUCGUCAUCCACAACGUUUGUGAGGACUCCUUGCUGGCGGCCCCCAUCAUCCUGGACCUGGUGGUGCUGGCGGAGCUGUGCCAGCGCAUCCGGGUAGGCAUCGAGGGCGAGGGGGACCCCCAGCCCCUCCACAGCGUCCUCUCGCUUCUCAGCUUCCUCUGCAAGGCCCCCCUUGUCCCCAGAGGCGCUCCCGUGGUCAACGCCCUCUUCCGACAACGUGCUGCCCUUGAGAACCUCCUCCGGGCCUGCGUGGGCCUCCCUCCCCAGAACCACAUGCAGCUAGAAUACAAGACCCAACAGCCGUGGGGCUGCGCCAAGCGUGUUCAGAGCCCCAAGCAAUCGCCCCCGCCGCGCCUCAAUGGCUUUGUGUGCCCCCCGGAAAGCAAUGGCCACCCGGAGCCCCAUCUCGGCUUGCAAAACUAGACACCGCCCCCCUACUUUGGACUGUGCGUCCCCUUCCCUCCCUUGUUUUGUUUUCGUUUGAGCCAGGCAUCUUCGGUGGCAGCGCUCCUUCUUUCUCCGUGAAAACUGUGAAUGUUUCGUUGGAUAAAAUGAAAUAGAAAUAAAACAAAGAGUUCAGAUGAA